Molecule: messenger RNA, 591 nt
Organism: Eimeria tenella
Lineage: Eukaryota; Apicomplexa; Conoidasida; Eucoccidiorida; Eimeriidae
Product: U3 small nucleolar ribonucleoprotein, putative
Exons: 4
Coding region: 1-591 (196 amino acids)
Biological process (GO): rRNA processing
Cellular component (GO): nucleolus; small-subunit processome; Mpp10 complex
Molecular function (GO): snoRNA binding; rRNA primary transcript binding
Source: RefSeq, a predicted model, not a curated record
AUGCUGCGGCGCACUGCGCGGCUGCGGAAGGAGUAUUUGUUUCGGAAGUCUCUGGAGGAGAAAGAGAGACAGUUGGCGGAGAGGAAGCAGCAAGUGAAGGAGACACUCGAGACUGGCAAGCCCCUCCCCACAAACCUCCGUGCUGCUGCUGCUGCUGCUGCUGCUGCUCGCCUCGCCCAAGUCCUCGACCUCGACGACCCCCAAACCCUCGCCCCGAAGACCCACGUCGACGACGAAUAUGCCUACGCCGGCGUGGAGGACCCGAGUAUUGCGCUGACAACGAGCCGCAGUCCCUCGAGCCGGCUGCAGCAGUUUGUGAAAGAAUUAAAUUUGCUGCUGCCGAACUGCAGAAGAAUCAACAGAGGGACAAUUGUCCUCGACGAGCUGCUGCAGCUCUGCCGCAGCAGCGGCAUCACCGACCUGCUUCUCGUCCACGAACACAGAGGCCAGCCCACCCGGCUAAUUGUCUCUCAUUUGCCGCACGGCCCCACAGCCCACUUUACCCUUUCGGGUGUCUGUCUCCGUCAUGACUUGCCGGAGAGGGCCCCCAACAUGUCCCAGGACAAGAACCCGCGAAGGGACUGUCUCUAA